This is a messenger RNA of Gastrolobium bilobum, 3114 nucleotides long. Its product is annotated as ATP-dependent zinc metalloprotease FTSH 11, chloroplastic/mitochondrial. Bases 189 to 2645 code for a protein of 818 amino acids. Gene Ontology annotation, molecular function: ATP binding; ATP hydrolysis activity; ATP-dependent peptidase activity. The record is from RefSeq and is a predicted model, not a curated record. Gene Ontology annotation, biological process: proteolysis. NCBI's taxonomy places the organism in Eukaryota, Viridiplantae, Streptophyta, Magnoliopsida, Fabales, Fabaceae. The transcript has 17 exons. Gene Ontology annotation, cellular component: chloroplast thylakoid; membrane.
AAAUCUGAAGCCGGCGCCAAUUUCAGUCGUGGAUAAGGUUCUACUUCUACGUCUUGUUCUUUCUCAAAUGCUCUCUUUCUCUCUCUUAACUAUUUCAUACCCUCCUCUCUUUUCUUCCCACACAGAGAGAAGAGAAGAAGAAGAAGAAAGACAAUAAUUAAGGGAUAAACAUAAACCCUAACAUAACAAUGGCCACACUUCAAGCUUCCCUUCUUUCCAAACCUUCUCUUCCAUUUCCAUUCCCAUUCCUCUCUCCAAACCACUCCACAUUCUCCCUUCAUCACAUCUCUUUCAAUCCAAGCUUCCACCAUUCCACGCGACUCCGCCCGCGCGUCCCCUCCACCUCGCUCUGCACAUUUCGCCCCGACAGCGUAAGUUCUCCGCCCGAACCGAACCCUGAUCGUUCCGAACCGAAAUCCGGUUCGGCAUAUGAGGAACCGGAAACCGGCACCGUUGACGGAGAUGAAAGUUUAAAUUUGACAGAAGAAAGUGCAAUUGCGGUUUCAGAUUUGAACGAAUCGAAGCUCGAAGCGGAAAGGUCCGUGACUGUGGCGUGGAGUGGUGUUGAUUUGGAGAGCAAAGGGAAGAGUGUGAAUUUGGCUGGGAAGGAAGAGGAGGUUGUUGAUGGUAGGUUACCGAUCGUGGUGUUCUUUGUGGGACUGUGGGUGAGGGCGAGAGAAGGUGUGAAGAGGGCUUUCUCGGAAUUCAUUGAUUGGUGGCCGUUUUGGAGGCAGGAGAAGCGUUUGGCGCGAUUGAUUGCAGAGGCCGACGCCAAUCCUCAGGACGCUUCCAAACAGAGUGCUCUGUUUGUUGAGCUCAAUAAGCACAGUCCCGAGUCUGUCAUCAAGCGAUUUGAACAAAGAGACCGAGCUAUAGACAGUAGAGGGGUUGCAGAAUAUCUUCGAGCUCUUGUGAUCACUAAUGCCAUUGCUGAAUAUCUUCCAGAUGAGGAAUCUGGAAGACCUUCUGCCCUUCCUACCCUGUUGCAAGAGUUGAAGCAGCGUGCAUCAGGUAACUCAGAUGAUACAUUUCUUAGCCCUGGAAUUUCUGAGAAGCAGCCAUUACAUGUGGUUAUGGUUGAUCCAAAAGUAUCAAACAAAUCACGUUUUGCUCAGGAGCUUAUCUCAACUAUUUUGUUUACUGUAGCUGUGGGUUUGGUCUGGUUUAUGGGUGCUGCUGCACUUCAAAAAUACAUAGGAAGCUUGGGCGGGAUUGGAACUUCAGGUGUUGGAUCAAGUUCUUCCUAUGCCCCAAAGGAGCUAAAUAAGGAAGUGAUGCCAGAAAAGAAUGUAAAAACAUUUAAGGAUGUGAAAGGUUGUGACGAUGCAAAGCAAGAACUUGAGGAAGUAGUAGAGUACCUAAAAAAUCCAUCUAAGUUUACACGCCUUGGAGGAAAGUUACCAAAGGGGAUUCUUUUGACAGGAGCACCUGGAACAGGAAAAACUCUGCUGGCCAAGGCUAUUGCUGGAGAAGCUGGUGUUCCAUUUUUCUAUCGGGCAGGGUCUGAAUUUGAGGAGAUGUUUGUUGGAGUUGGUGCUCGACGUGUAAGAUCCUUAUUUCAAGCAGCCAAAAAGAAGGCUCCUUGUAUCAUCUUCAUUGAUGAAAUUGAUGCCGUUGGAUCAACAAGGAAGCAGUGGGAGGGCCAUACCAAGAAGACAUUGCAUCAACUACUUGUUGAAAUGGAUGGGUUUGAGCAGAAUGAGGGAAUAAUCUUAAUGGCUGCAACGAACUUGCCUGAUAUUCUUGAUCCAGCUUUAACGAGGCCUGGUAGAUUUGAUCGGCAUAUUGUUGUACCAAAUCCAGAUGUACGAGGUCGGCAAGAAAUAUUGGAACUCUACUUGCAAGAUAAACCUAUAGCUGAUGAUGUAGAUAUUAAAGCAAUAGCUCGUGGUACCCCAGGAUAUAAUGGUGCAGAUCUUGCAAAUCUCGUAAAUGUUGCUGCCAUUAAAGCUGCGGUUGAAGGUGCAGAGAAAAUAACGGCUUCACAGUUGGAGUUUGCAAAAGACAGAAUAAUGAUGGGUACAGAGCGGAAAACAAUGUUUAUAUCAGAAGAGUCAAAGAAGCUUACUGCUUAUCAUGAGAGCGGCCAUGCAAUUGUUGCCCUUAACACUGAGGCUGCACAUCCAAUUCACAAGGCAACAAUCAUGCCACGUGGAUCUGCUUUAGGAAUGGUUACUCAGCUUCCCUCAAGUGAUGAGACAUCAAUAAGCAAGAAGCAAUUGUUAGCUCGCCUUGAUGUUUGUAUGGGAGGAAGAGUUGCAGAAGAACUUAUCUUUGGUCGGGAUUAUGUCACAACUGGAGCAAGUAGUGAUCUUCACACGGCUACUGAGCUUGCCCAUUACAUGGUAUCAAAUUGUGGGAUGAGUGAUGAAAUCGGGCCAGUUCAUAUAAAGGAGCGACCAAGCUCUGAAAUGCAGUCACGUAUUGAUGCAGAGGUUGUGAGACUCCUUAGAGAAGCAUAUGAUCGUGUGAAAGCCCUACUGAAGAAGCAUGAGAAGGCAUUACAUGCACUGGCAAAUGCGUUAUUAGAGUAUGAGACACUUAGUGCAGAAGAAAUCCGGCGAAUACUUCUUCCAUAUCGGGGAGGGAGACUGCCAGAGCAACAGGAACAAGAAGUAGCAGAAGAGGAGCUUGUGCUGGUGUAAUAUUUCUCUCCACUUCCUGUUUAUUACUGUACUAAUUAUAGGGGAAGCUCUGUACAGUAUACCUAGAAACCCUACAGGUAUUUUUCUUAAUCUAGUCUCUGCUGUUUCCCUGCUUUGUGCAUGCUAUUCUUGUCAUAAGAUGCUUAUAGGAAGUAAGUUAUACACCUUUGGAUAUCUCUGAAGGUCAGCUAGUCCUGCUUACAAUGAAAAAGGUCAGCUAUUAGAGUUUGAUCGCCCUUGCUGAGGGCAAUAUUUUUUGGAGAGACUAUGUAAUUUGUAGAAAGACGUGUAUUGGACAUUUUGAGAAUUGUGCUUAGUAACCUAAGCACUCUUCAUUUUUUUAAAGAAUUUGUUGUUAAACUGAGACCGAAGUGUCUGUUGGGUGUCGGCAAGGUUAGGUUGCUUCUGUAAUUUAUUUAUUUUUUCACUAAUAAUUACGAUGUCAUUUGUUACCUAUAUUCAAGGAUUU